AUGAACAUAAGUCUGUCAGCCACGUCGUGUAACCCCAAAUGCCUGCGGGUUUUUCUCCUCGUCACCAAUAUCAUUAUCUUCAUUGCCGGUGUUGUCAUUUCCGGUGUUGGAAUAUUUCUUUGGAUAAAAUCGAAUGAAUUGGGACAUGGAAACUCAGCUCCAACUAUUCCCAUUUUCAUCACAGCGUUGGGAUUUGUAUCAAUUUUGUUCGGAUUCUUGGGCUUCCUCGGCACAAUAAAAUUCAACAAGUGUCUAUUAACGAUGAUGAACGCAUCUAUACAAGACUUCUUCACCCAAACCAUUGCAGAGGUUGAAACAAACGCAAAUAGUGGAAAGGAAGAAUUACUCAAAACACUGCAAGAUAAAUUCAACUGUUGUGGAGCUUAUGGGCCUAAUGAUUGGAAGGAACCUCAAAAUAGAUGCUGUAAGGUGGGAGAAGCCAAUUGUGAAGGAUAUCCUACACAGUUAUCUAGCGAAGGUAAGAUUGCUGGAGUUGUUUUGGCCGGUUUUGGAAUAUUUCUUCUUGUUGAAUCAAAUUUGUCUGGCUUUUCUGGAUCGGCUAUUUUAAUCCCCAUCUUCAUCACAAUUGUCGGAUUAAUUGUACUAGGCAUCGCAAUUUUGGGAUACGUUGGGGCCGUUACAUUGAGACGCAGUUUACUCCUCUCGAUAACCGGAAGCAUAAUGUGUGGUUAUGGAACAUACCUUCUGGUCAGAUCAAAAGAAUUCGGAUUGACUGGCAACGAAAUUGAAAUUCCAAUAUCUAUAACUAUCUUUGGACUCUUCGUAUUAACCGUUGGCAUCAUUGGCUGCUUUAGCGCUAUUAAACCAGGCCGUGGAUUACUUCUAACUUUUAACUGCUGCGGGAUAGGUGGACCGACAGAUUGGACACAACCAGCUAAGAGUUGUUGUAUGCCUGGUGAACAGGCACCAUGCAAUGAUUACCCUCAACAGGGCUGUGGUGAUUUGCUUUUCGCCUGGGUUGAAUAUAACAUGCUGACUGUCGGAGUCACAGUUCUCAUUCUUUCUCUCAUUGAAGUUGGUGCAAUUGUGGCCGCAACCUGCCUAGUUGAAAGAAGAGUGUAUACCUGA
Molecule: messenger RNA, 1089 nt
Organism: Rodentolepis nana
Lineage: Eukaryota; Metazoa; Platyhelminthes; Cestoda; Cyclophyllidea; Hymenolepididae
Source: the annotation of a GenBank genome assembly